Molecule: messenger RNA, 2062 nt
Organism: Brachypodium distachyon (stiff brome)
Lineage: Eukaryota; Viridiplantae; Streptophyta; Magnoliopsida; Poales; Poaceae
Product: cytochrome P450 76M5
Exons: 2
Coding region: 291-1850 (519 amino acids)
Molecular function (GO): oxidoreductase activity, acting on paired donors, with incorporation or reduction of molecular oxygen; heme binding; monooxygenase activity
Source: RefSeq, a predicted model, not a curated record
AGAAUGACUGGACGAACGAGUGGCCCCUGAGAUUGCCGGCUUUGUCUUUCUCCGCUCCGGCCGGCCGGAACGUGGCGACAACCCGAGGCAUCUUCACUUCUUCUCCACACGCCAAGAUACCCAUUGGAACUCAAAAACAAAUCCAAAUCGCGAAAAAAGCUUGCCUUUUUAUUUGAAUGAUUCCAGUUCCCAGCACACUGGAGUACAGGAGUAGUUUAUACUACUAUUUAUAUCCGGCUAGCUAGCUUGCCGUCGAUCGAUCCCCCUAGCUGAAGCUGAAGCUCGCGGCCAUGGAUUCCGACACUACCACGACGCUGCUCUACUUGGCUCUUCUAGCAGCAUCCUUCCUCUACCUCUUCUUCCUCCGCCGAACCCGCGGCAACGGCGGCGGGGAAGGCAGCCUGCCGCCGGGUCCACGAGGCCUGCCGAUCCUCGGCAGCCUGCUCUCCCUCAACCCGGAGCUCCACACCUACUUCGCGGGCCUGGCCGCAAAGCACGGGCCCAUCUUCUCCAUCCGGCUCGGCUCCAAGCUCGGCGUCGUCAUCACCUCGCCCGCCCUGGCCCGCGAGGUGCUCAAAGACAACGACGCCGUCUUCUCCGGCCGCGACGUGCCCGACGCGGCCCGCUCCGUCUCCUACGGCGGCGCGCAGAACAUCGUCUGGAACCCGGCCGGGCCCAAGUGGCGCCUCCUCCGCCGCGUCUGCGUCCGCGAGAUGCUCAGCGCCUCCGGCCUCGACGCCGUCCACCUCCUCCGCCGCCGCGAGUUCCGCGCCACGCUCGCGCACCUCCAUGCCGUGGCCGUGGCUGGAGCAGAGGUGGACGUCGGGGCGCAGAUGUUCCUCACCACCAUGAACGUCAUCACGGGCACGCUCUGGGGCGGCAACAUCGGCGGCGAGAGCGAGCGGACGGCCGUCGGGAAGGAGUUCAGGGAGCUCGUGGCGGACAUCACGGCGGUCCUCGGCGCGCCCAAUGUCUCCGACUUCUUCCCCGCGCUCCAGCCGUUUGACCUGCAAGGUAUUCGGAACAAGUCCGACAAGCUCAAGACCCGCUUCGACGACAUCUUCGCCAGGAUCAUACAGCAGCGGGUGAAUAAUGGCGGCGCGGCGACGGCGCCGGACUUCCUCGAGUACAUGCUCAAGCUGGAGAAGGAAGGCGGCGACGGCAAGGCCAGCUUCACCAUGACCAACGUCAAGGCCCUCCUCAUGGACAUGGUGGUGGGGGGAACGGAGACGACAUCGAACACGGUGGAGUGGGCAAUGGCGGAGAUGCUGAAGAACCGCCGGAUCCUCAAAAAGGUCCAAGAAGAGCUCGACGCCAUCGUCGGCACCGACAGCGUAGUCGAAGAAUCGCACCUGCCGCAGCUCCACUACCUGCAAUCCGUGGUAAAGGAAACCCUCCGGCUCCACCCGGCGCUGCCGCUGAUGGUGCCGCACUGCCCGAGCGAGGACACGACCGUCGGCGGCCACCGGGUGCCGGCGGGCAGCCGCGUGUUCGUCAACGCGUGGGCCAUCAUGCGGGACCCGGCGGCAUGGAAGGACCCCGACGAGUUCGUCCCGGAGCGGUUCGAGGUCGGCGGCGGCGGUGGGGGGAGGAAGGUGGACUUCACCGGUGGCGAGCUCGACUACGUGCCGUUCGGGUCCGGGAGGAGGAUCUGCGCCGGGGUCGCCAUGGCGGAGAGGAUGACGGCGUAUUCCGUGGCCUUGCUUGUGCAGGCGUUCGAGUGGGAACUGCCGGAGGGGAAGGAGCUGGACAUGAAGGAGAAGUUCGCCAUUGUUAUGAAGAAGGCCACGCCGCUCGUCGCCGUGCCCACGCCCCGGCUCUCCAGGCCCGAGCUCUACUCCGCCGCAUAGCCUAGUACAGUAUACUCCAUGACUCCAUGGAUGAUGCAUGCUUGAUUCAGUUCCAAAUUUGCAAUCGAUGCCCACAUCUCCUCUACGAGUUGUGGAUACGAAUUUCUUUUUGGCUUUAGUACAGUUGUGUAAUCGUUAUGUUUCUUCUGUAAUAACAAUGUGCCGAUCGACAGUGCAUCUGACUGACGGCCGGCGUAUCAGCCAUACAUGCA